Molecule: messenger RNA, 1310 nt
Organism: Momordica charantia (bitter melon)
Lineage: Eukaryota; Viridiplantae; Streptophyta; Magnoliopsida; Cucurbitales; Cucurbitaceae
Gene: TEX1
Product: Transducin/WD40 repeat-like superfamily protein
Biological process (GO): mRNA export from nucleus
Cellular component (GO): THO complex part of transcription export complex
Molecular function (GO): protein binding
Source: RefSeq, a predicted model, not a curated record
GAAAUUUUGCGAGGGCAAUUAGUCCCCUACGCAAAAUGGGUCUUCUCAUGAACAAAAAUCGCUGGAUUUGAAAUUGUCCGAUUCCAGGAGGCCAUGGAAGAAGCUGCCCUACCUUUUAAGAAUCUUCAGAGCAGAGAGUAUCAAGGUCACAAGAAGAAGGUACAUUCUGUGGCAUGGAAUUGCACGGGCAUGAAGCUUGCUUCCGGUUCUGUGGAUCAAACUGCUCGAGUUUGGCACAUUGAGCCUCAUGGACAUGGUAAGGUUAAGGAUGUUGAGUUGAAAGGGCAUACUGAUAGUGUAGAUCAGCUAUGUUGGGAUCCUAAACAUUCUGAUCUUAUAGCAACUGCUUCUGGGGACAAGACUGUUCGACUAUGGGAUGCUCGUAGUGGGAAAUGCUCACAGCAAGUUGAACUCAGUGGGGAAAAUAUCAACAUCACCUACAAACCUGACGGGACACACGUAGCUGUUGGGAAUAGGGAUGAUGAACUCACAAUACUAGACGUUAGGAAGUUCAAGCCAAUUCACAAGCGCAAGUUCAAUUAUGAGGUGAAUGAAAUUGCUUGGAACAUGACUGGGGAGAUGUUUUUCCUGACAACUGGAAAUGGUACUGUUGAAGUACUAGCAUACCCGUCGCUUCGACCACUUGAAACUCUUAUGGCUCAUACAGCUGGUUGUUACUGCAUUGCAAUUGACCCAGUUGGAGCGUAUUUUGCCGUUGGAAGUGCUGAUUCCUUAGUUAGCCUAUGGGAUAUCUCUCAGAUGCUCUGCGUGCGAACAUUUACGAAACUCGAAUGGCCUGUGAGGACAAUAAGUUUCAACUACACUGGAAAAUACAUUGCUUCUGCCAGCGAGGACUUGUUCAUUGAUAUAUUGGCAAAAACGGGUUCAUUAGUAGCAUUUUUGUUUCGCACGAAACAGUCGAAUGUCCAAACGGGAAGAACGGUACAUCAGAUUCCUUGUCGGGCGGCGAUGAACAGCGUGGAGUGGAAUCCAAAACACAAUUUACUUGCAUAUGCUGGGGAUGACAAGAACAAGUAUCAGGCUGAUGAAGGUAUUUUUAGGAUCUUUGGGUUUGAAAGUGCAUGAGAAAUGGGAUCAACUACUUUUCAAUUCUGAGAUGAAUUUAUUCUGUUCGUUCAUUUCUGGUUUAGAGAUUCUAUAUGUAAGUGUACUUUCCCAUUGUUAGUGGGUAUGAGAUAAUUUAGAUUUUUUUUUUUAAAAAAAGCAACUUUCAAUGUUUAAAUAAUUUAGUCAUGUAAUUUAGGCUAAAUAUGUGUUUAUUACUUUAAUAUUUGACUAUUUUUUCAGUU